Messenger RNA from Macrobrachium nipponense, 1491 nucleotides. RefSeq names its product hematopoietic prostaglandin D synthase-like. The record is from RefSeq and is a predicted model, not a curated record. Gene Ontology annotation, biological process: glutathione metabolic process. The transcript is spliced from 5 exons. Bases 168 to 779 code for a protein of 203 amino acids. Gene Ontology annotation, molecular function: glutathione transferase activity. Lineage: Eukaryota; Metazoa; Arthropoda; Malacostraca; Decapoda; Palaemonidae.
UUGCUCGAAAUAAAUCAAUCGGCUAAGUGCACACGAGGGGCACCAAAUCUCAGUAGAGCGUCGGCAGUCUACGGGUCUGGUCGCCAAUCGUCGUUUCGCUGGGCUUCCGUCACAAAUACGAUCCUCGAGUCAAACUAACAAAGUAGGAAAGGAACAUCUGCUCUACAAUGCCUGAAUAUACCCUCAUGUACUUCAAUGCCCAAGGGCGCGGAGAGCUGAUAAGGUGGCUCUUUGCCCACGCUGGCAUUGAAUACAACGAUGAUCGCAUUGAGAUGGAGGACUGGCCUGAGAGGAAACCAGAUGUUCCAGGGGGAAAGCUUCCAGUCCUGAUGAUUGACGGGAAGCCCCUGGUGCAGUCGGUGGCCAUUGCUCGCUAUGUAGCCAAGGAAGCAGGUCUCGUCCCCGAGGACAACUUGGACGCAGCCUAUUGCGAUGCCCUGGUGGACACUUGCUCAGAGAUGAUGCAUCAGUAUAUGACUCUUAUGUUCAGAGUAGAAGACGAUGAUGAAAAGCAGAGGUUGUUUGAGGAGGAAUUCUUCCCCAACCAUAUGGAACCUUUCAUGAAGAGGCUCAACCACCGCUUGGAGGAAAAGGAGUGGUUCAUCACAGACGACAUGACGUGGGCCGACCUCGCAAUAGGCCGAAGCCUCAGUCAGAUUCUGGCCCAGUUUCCCGAUUCCUUGGAGCAUUUCCCGAACGUGGCCGGCCUAGUGGAAAAGGUGUGCGAACUUCCCGCCAUCAAGGAGUGGAUCGACAACAGACCUGAGACUUCCUUCUAAAGGAGGAGCCUCCUGGUUGUAGAUCUCCUUUAGUGUAAGAUACUGUGCCCUUUGAGACCGAACGCUGAUAGUAUAUUAGGGGCAGGUUGUUCUCUUGCUCAGUCGAGAUUUGGCGCACAGUGAAAGUGUCAUCUUUUAAAAACGCAGCUUAACCGUCUUUUUUGUCCAACUUCAAAUCACUUUCCCUCUCCCUCCUCAGCUCCACUGGGCCCCCUUCUCUCUCUCUCUCUCUCUCUCUCUCUCUCUCUCUCUCUCUCUCUCUCUGAUUCCAUAAAACAUCACUGUGCUAAAGUCUUACUUAAUGUAUGUUUACAUAUCCUAUAUUCUGUGACGGGAGCGUAAAAUUUUCGGCAAAUGUUUUAACUAUAUCUAAUGCACAAUAGUCAUUUGUACAACCUUUGAGGAAAUGCUCACUUGUUUCUUCUGUUUGUUGUCUCGUGUCGCUGUUAUUAUAGUAAAGAACUUGUAAACACAGACGCGCACCAAGUUGAAUUAUCUAAAAAACGUAAAGAAUCCUUUCGAAGUGUGUAGGCUGAGAAAAUGAUGACGUCAUGAGCUAUCACCCUCUAACACUUCGGAGUAAACGAACAGAGAAAUGUAAUAUGUAAAAUAGUAUCUACGGAGCGUGAAACAUAUGAAAAGCGUUCAAUACAUUCUGUCGUCUUGUCAUCAGAGGGUGUUUUCUCACUCAAUAAAGUGGUGAACAACCAGA